AUGGACCGGACUCUCGCCAACUUUUUCACAGAGCGGCUCGCGACUCUCGUACCUUCGAGAGUACACCAUGGAAGGCAAGAGUACAAGUUCGUGAUCCUGGAUGAGAGUGUCAUGGACUUCUCCAUAGAUGUGGGCUAUGGUAGGAGACUGCUGUGUCGCGAGCUGCAUGGACGGGAGUUGGUCUGGAUGAAUGGUAAAAGGCCGAAUCCGAGGAAUGCCUGUGUUCAUUGGAUUACGGCUUUGGAGGCGAGGAGGUAUUCGAGCAUGGAGGACACGGCUGGGAGUUGUUUUACGUGGAAUGGCCGAUACUACCCCUCUUGGCUAGCGUGGGAGAGUCCAGAGAACGGAGGAAUGAGAGAUUGGCUAGACUGGAUGGAUCGUGACGAUCAAGAUACUGCUGGAGAAGAUGAGUAUGAGAACGACCUGGCUCGAAUCACGAUAGGCAAGCAAGACUACUUGGAUUUCGACCCCGGGACACUCGCAAAAGCAAGAAAUGCAGCUCGCGUUGUGUACUACACACGAUCCUGA
Messenger RNA from Fulvia fulva, 528 nucleotides. RefSeq lists its product as uncharacterized. The transcript has 2 exons. NCBI's taxonomy places the organism in Eukaryota, Fungi, Ascomycota, Dothideomycetes, Mycosphaerellales, Mycosphaerellaceae. The record is from RefSeq and is a predicted model, not a curated record. Bases 1 to 528 code for a protein of 175 amino acids.